ACAUUUGACAUUUGCCACGGCCGAAGACCUUUCAAACCUGGAAAUUUUCUACGCUCGGCUCACAGUCGGCUACAUUUUGCAAAUUCGCGAUUCCGUUGUUGGGCUCGUUCUGUGUUUCUCGUUGCCGUCGCGCUGUCCGUGCUGCCCGUCAAGUUCAUUAUCAAAAGUUUUUCACUUUCAUGUCGCAAUCGGGACCGCAUCUGUCCAGCAAAUCGGAAUUUCCCUGAGUAAGGUUGCAAGUGGCGUAGUCGCGGCGCAAACGAGGAAAAUCUCGGCUACUCCCUGGUGUGUGGCUGAUUGCUGGGCGGCGGACAUUUGCUCCUGAGAUUUUUCUGUCAAAUUGGACAUAGGAGGCGACAGGGAUCUCGGCGCUCCAUCGAUGUAAGGACCAGAUUGUCAGGAUUCCGGGCAUAAUUCGUGCGGCAAGAGUAGAUAUCUGACGACAGCGGGACGAGACUACGAAAAUGGCGACAACAUCACUAACAUUAGUCGAAAACCUUUUAAACGAAUUCUAUCAUCCAGCCACGAUAAAUUGGCGUAAACGUGAAAUCGAAAUUGAACUAAACACUUUCAAAAGCGAUCCUACAUUCUGGGAGCAAUGUCUCUGCUCUCUACAGAAUUUCUCAAAUCAGUUCCUAUGGUUUUUUAGCGCAUCAACAAUAGAAUUUAUGAUAACGCGACGAUGGCAAACUUUACAGCAAAACGACCGUUUACGAAUACGAGAAACGUUGUGGCAAACGUAUGCAAAUCUGCCAAUCGAUGUGCCGAGGAAACAACGUGAUACAAUUGCACAAUUAAUAGCAUUGUUGGGGAAGCGCGAAUUUCCCGACGAUCAUCCGACAUAUAUGAAUCAUAUUUUAGAGUUGCUGAAGAAGAAAUUUCCUUUGGGAGUGACGCUGCUGCGGACGACAUCGGAAGAAUUAGUUAGUUCAAAGGACGGCAUCAGUUCGGACCGAAAGAAAUAUUUUCAAUCGUGUAUGGCGUUGUGCAUGCCCGAAGUGAUAGACGUCCUAGGAAAAUACUUGGCCAUUUCAGUGUGUCGUUUAAAUGGUACUGAUCUUAGUUUAAUCCCAAAUAAUCUAGUAGAUAUGAGCUUGCAAGCAUCACUGCCGAAUGACAAUCGAAUAAGUAUAUCAUCUAUUGAAUUGCUCACAUGCAUUCAACAUCUGUUCUCGUGGAUUCCACUGGACGAAUUGAUCUCAGAAUACUUUCUAGUAAGCAUUUUCGAUUUGGCACGAUGGCGGGAGCAUCAGUGUGAAGUUUCAGUUGCAGCUCUGGCCGCCAUCAACGAAAUAUUCUAUCUUCAAAGAGCCAUACCACAACCAAAAACUGUUAUGAACAGUGUCAAGGGGCUAUUGGAGCAAAGUAACUUAGAAAAGUCGGAUGAAAGGUAUCAGGACAAAUUCACAGAAUUAUUACGGUUGUAUACAACCAAGUGCUGGUCAAAACUUAUUGACGAUGAACACGCAUUCGCUCCUAUUAUAUUAGCUCUCUAUAGAUAUACAUUUGCUGGUUAUGGCGCCCUUGCUUUCACGGAGCGCUUAGAAAUCUGGACGCCAAUCCUCAAAGGAAUGACUCCGAAUACUCUAAGACAGUAUGCAGAAGUCGUCAAUAUGCUAGUGAAUGGGAUCCUCAGAAAAAUGCAAUUCCGCUUCGAUCAAGAGCAAGAGCUGGACACGUUAGAUAACGAGACUUUAGAUGAUAACAUGGAAACCGAUUGGCAACACUACUUGACGCAAUGCAUUGAGACAAUUGCACUCGUGGCUGAAAUUGAACCACUUCCGGUAUUCCAACAAGUUUUUAUAGACUGGCAGCGACCCUUCGACAUUUUUAUGUCUUUGGAAAAGGCCAUAGAUGGGAAAUUCCUUGACAUAAACGAUCAGACGAAGUGCCAUUUUUUACAUUGUAUCCUGCGAGAUUUAUCGUCGUUGUGUCAAACAUUAGUUCGUUUAGCACCAAUUCUUGAAGGAUUCACGGACAAAGCUCCGGAAAAUCUGAUUCAGAUGACACACUGUCUGUUGUUCGGUGUGAAGUCUUUAAGUAGUAAAAAAUUCAAUUGCUUAUAUGUGGAUAAUUCGACGCUUAUGACUGAUUUUGUUGAUUUAUUCUCACAAGUUUUGUCAGCUAUUCGUAGUUUGCUCGCCUGGUCGCCAGUAUUAAAGUCGGAGAAUGAAAUGAAGGAGUUGAUAGAGAAUGUUGGUCAGAUCUUGUUGCCGACAGGUCAGCAAGAAUCGCGUAUAGUCACCCUUGCGGCAGCGCAACUUCUCCUUAGCAUAACAUCUGUGAUUCGGCCGAAAUAUUUAGUUGAAUGCCAUUCCAUUAUACAAUUAAUUCAAGCCGGCACAUCGCUGCCGCAUCUAUCGAAACAGGUUGUCGUUAUAGUUUAUGAGAUGUUGAUAAAUUGCUUCGUUCUUCCUUGGAAUAAUGUUACAAAUCAAGACUUCGAUAAGCGUAACCUCGUUCUACAAGAGUACGUGAACUGCUUAGCUCAGGAUUUUAUGAGUCUUGAUAGUAAUAUCGCAAAUUCAACGAUUGCAACGGUCAGUUGUCAGGAGUCGAAAAUGUUGACUAUAGCAACUUCAACGUUACCAAUACUGAAGGAGGUUGUAGAGUAUUUCAAAGAUAGUAGCUCGGCUGUGAAACAUAUGCUAACGGAUGCAUUUAAGCCUAUUAUCACUAAGUCAUUGUCGCUGUUUAGCAACUACGGAAGUGCCAGUGUCGAUUUAAGUAAUGUAAUUGCAGAUUUUUCUUUGAGUGUACUUAGAACAUUACAAAUUCAACUUGGUGGAAUUUAUGUGAGGGACAUGCUUAGUGUUUUCAUUCAGUCAUCAACUAGGAAACAAUUAACGGUCUGUCAACUGAAAGUUAUGGAGAAAAUUCUUCAAAUGCUAUUGCUUGUUGUCGAACAGCCAAGCACGCCAUCCUCUCUUAUUUCACCGAUUCUCACGCUAUCACUGGAUCAUGUACUUCCCCUCCUCAUGACUGGCAAUAAUCUUUUGGAUCAUUCCGAUGUGGCGUAUAUUCUAUAUUCUCUUUUCGAUGGAAUCCUUCAUCACCGUUGGCAAUACUUCUACAAAUCGCAAGUUCUUCGUGGAUUUUCGCCGGGUGCCAGUGACUUUGUCACUCCCACGGACGACGCACCACAGCAUGCCGAGCAAUUUUUAGCGAUUUUAACUUCCUAUGGAAGAGCACUUGUUAAUGGAAACGAUCCGCACAUAACACGAACUGUUCUCACUUCCUUGCAAAGUCUGAAUGAUCGAUGGAAACUGUUUCAUCGGGACUUCUUCAAAACAAAUCUACUCACAUCAUUCCAAUGGGUUAUAAUCAACACCCUACUAUCAUCGGAAGGUGCACUGAACUACGAGCUCUUACUUAGUGUUCUGUUCGCAAUGGGACAAGUGAAUAUAUCAAAACUGCACGAGAGCUUUGUGUCAGUUGGCUACUCGGCCGAAUCAAAACUAUUGGAAGAUAUCUGCUUAGCGACGGACUUACCGACAUUCUCACAAAAAAUGGAUCAACUCAUCCAGGACAACCGAUGCAUACAACUUUCACAACCUGUCGCCGUGGCCAAUAACCAGUUUUAGCAUUCAUUAACAUUCUCAGUUCGCCACAAUGAGCCGCAAGCAAGAUUAAGACAAACGAGAAAGUCACUUAUAUGGUAAUGCAAGCAUGUAUGAAUACGAAGCUGCGUUAUUGCAUAGAUAAUAUUUAUCUUAACUAUUCUACUAAUAGGAGCUAAACAAUCUAAAUAUUAUAUUUUACUGUGAGAUAACAAGCCGAAACAAAAUUUUGUGAUAAAUACGAGGUUUUCCUUUCAUUCUUUUGUUUUCGUUUUGCGUUAGAACUCGUCUAUAAAAGCUAGAAUAAAAGAGAGAACCUAAAGGUAUCCAAGUCGCUUUAUUAUUUUUAAUUAUUUCGAUCGAAUAUUGUUAUGAGAACGAAUUCCCAACUUGUUUGACUUCUGAAACGUUAUUUUCGUUUUAUUUCAAUUAUUUUUGUUUUGAGAUUUUCGAGCGCAAAAAGACACCAUCACCGGUGGUGCACAUUUUCUGCUUCAAACACGAAUUCGGUACAAAAUGUGUUGGUCAUGAAUUACCUUAGAUCAAAAUUAGCGUUGCAUUAGCCUUUCAGGUGUUGAAGCAAUUAAUCGAAUUUUUGUCAUGUUAGACUAAAAAACGUGAAGAGUUACGUAUGCUAAAAUUUAUAACACAUUUAGAUCUAAAUUUGAAUAUACGCCGCUGUAUAUACUUAGUGCGAUUUUAUACGUUUGCAAUUCGAUGUAAAUUGGAGUGAAUUAGCUUAUCUUAGGCUUUUGUUUAAGGCCUGUCUGAGGGCAAAUUAAAAAAAGGAAAAAAAAUAAAAUGAAAAAAAUUAAACUAUUCAGAUGAAGUCGAAGAAUAUUAUAUCAGAGAAAUAUUUGUUCGUUUUGUUCUUUUUAUGAAAUAUUCAAAAUUUAUUAUAGAUAUUAAUUCAAUUUAAUAUAACGGAAUAAAAAAGCAAAAAAAAAAAAUACAAUGUACACACUGGUGAUUAUAAAAGACCCGGAUAAAUACGCGUGAUGUUUUUUGUAAAAUAUUGUGUAUCAUUUUAUAUGAAAUGCAUUUCAUAUCUACAUAACAUGUAAGAUAAACAUAAUGAAUAUACAAAGAAAAGUUAUUGGAAAAUUGAAAAAA
Messenger RNA from Hermetia illucens (black soldier fly), 4673 nucleotides. RefSeq names its product exportin-6-A (gene ebo). Gene Ontology annotation, molecular function: small GTPase binding; nuclear export signal receptor activity. NCBI's taxonomy places the organism in Eukaryota, Metazoa, Arthropoda, Insecta, Diptera, Stratiomyidae. Gene Ontology annotation, biological process: protein export from nucleus. The transcript has 11 exons. The record is from RefSeq and is a predicted model, not a curated record. Bases 465 to 3584 code for a protein of 1039 amino acids.